Messenger RNA from Fukomys damarensis (Damara mole-rat), 2118 nucleotides. It is a transcript of the gene Smarcd1, whose product is annotated as SWI/SNF related, matrix associated, actin dependent regulator of chromatin, subfamily d, member 1. Gene Ontology annotation, biological process: regulation of transcription by RNA polymerase II. NCBI's taxonomy places the organism in Eukaryota, Metazoa, Chordata, Mammalia, Rodentia, Bathyergidae. The coding region runs from base 125 to 1555 and encodes 476 amino acids. The transcript is spliced from 14 exons. The record is from RefSeq and is a predicted model, not a curated record. Gene Ontology annotation, cellular component: SWI/SNF complex; nucleus.
CCCCUGGGAGGGGUUCUGGUCCUGUGCGGGCGUAGGGAGGCUGUUCUAAGGAAGAGAGGGGGAGGCGGUUGGCAUCCCUACCUGCUUCCAGAGGCAUUGUUUCCACGGGAAGUCGAGACCAGGUAUGCUGCCAGGCAGCCGAAUGACACCUCAGGGACCUUCCAUGGGACCUCCUGGCUAUGGGGGGAACCCUUCAGUCCGACCUGGCCUGGCCCAGUCAGGGAUGGACCAGUCCCGCAAGAGACCUGCACCUCAGCAGAUCCAGCAGGUCCAGCAGCAGGCGGUCCAAAAUCGAAACCACAAUGCAAAGAAAAAGAAGAUGGCUGACAAAAUUCUACCUCAAAGGAUUCGUGAACUGGUACCAGAAUCCCAGGCCUAUAUGGAUCUCUUGGCUUUUGAAAGGAAACUGGACCAGACUAUCAUGAGGAAACGUCUAGAUAUCCAAGAGGCCUUGAAACGUCCCAUCAAGCAAAAACGGAAGCUGCGAAUUUUCAUUUCUAACACUUUCAAUCCGGCUAAAUCAGAUGCCGAGGAUGGGGAAGGGACGGUGGCAUCCUGGGAGCUUCGGGUAGAAGGACGGCUCCUGGAGGAUUCAGCCUUGUCGAAAUAUGAUGCUACCAAACAAAAGAGGAAAUUCUCUUCCUUUUUUAAGUCCUUGGUGAUCGAGUUGGACAAAGACCUGUAUGGACCAGACAACCAUCUUGUAGAAUGUAGCCAGAGCCCCUUAACCUCAAUCACUAGAGAGACAUGGGAAGGUCUUUUCCAUCUAAUAAGGGAAUGGCACAGGACCGCCACUACACAGGAGACUGAUGGCUUCCAGGUGAAGCGGCCAGGAGACGUGAAUGUACGGUGUACUGUCCUACUGAUGCUGGAUUACCAGCCUCCCCAGUUUAAAUUAGAUCCUCGCCUGGCUCGGCUCCUGGGUAUCCACACCCAGACUCGUCCAGUGAUUAUCCAAGCACUGUGGCAAUAUAUUAAGACACAUAAGCUCCAGGACCCUCAUGAGCGAGAGUUUGUCAUCUGUGACAAGUACCUCCAGCAGAUCUUUGAGUCUCAACGUAUGAAGUUUUCAGAGAUCCCUCAAAGGCUCCAUGCUUUGCUUAUGCCACCAGAACCCAUUAUCAUUAAUCACGUCAUCAGUGUUGACCCAAAUGACCAGAAAAAGACAGCUUGUUACGACAUUGAUGUGGAAGUGGAUGAUACCCUGAAGACCCAGAUGAAUUCUUUUCUGUUGUCUACUGCUAGCCAGCAGGAGAUCGCUACUUUAGACAAUAAGAUCCAUGAGACAAUAGAAACUAUCAACCAGCUAAAGACCCAGCGGGAGUUCAUGCUGAGCUUCGCCAGAGACCCUCAGGGCUUCAUCAAUGACUGGCUUCAGUCUCAGUGCCGGGACCUCAAGACCAUGACUGAUGUGGUGGGUAACCCAGAGGAGGAACGCCGAGCCGAGUUCUACUUCCAGCCUUGGGCUCAGGAGGCUGUGUGCCGAUACUUCUACUCCAAGGUGCAGCAGAGACGACAAGAAUUAGAGCAAGCUCUGGGAAUCCGGAAUACAUAGGGCUUCUCCUACAGCCCUGAUUUGGCUGAACCGAUUCUUUAUUUGGGCUCUGUGCUGCCUGCCUCAUAGCACCUGCCUUGGUCUUGCUUAGGGCCUUCCAGGGUUGCUAUUGGUUCAAGGACAAUAGCAGAAAGAAGAGGGUCUCACGUUUCUGUCUCACAAGACACCUGUUAGCCUCUUCUCCUGUCCUAUCCCUUCAUAACCCCAGCUUCCUUUCCCCCCACAAAGUUCCCAUGUGCCUCUGCCCUCCCCUGGGAUAGCGUUAGAGAGAGGACCCGUAGUGGUAGUCAGUGCUCUGAAUGGACUGAGCCUAAGGCCAGGUGGUCUUCGAGGGGACCAACUACACUGAUCCUGCUCUUCAGAGACCUAGGAGUUGGGAGCCCGGUGUCCCCUCCUCCUAGACUCAGGCCUGGGGGCACUCUGUAAGCGAGUUCACUUGCCCUUCUGAACAGAAUCCAGUUUCCUUCCUCCGCAGGUUUGGAGCAAACUCUCCCUUCACUUGUUGCCCUCUAGCACUGAAGGAACCAACCCUGUGUCUUGGGCUCCAACCAGCCCCAGGUCAA